This is a messenger RNA of Gekko japonicus, 2088 nucleotides long. It is a transcript of the gene PCNP, whose product is annotated as PEST proteolytic signal containing nuclear protein. Gene Ontology annotation, biological process: proteasome-mediated ubiquitin-dependent protein catabolic process; protein ubiquitination. The coding region runs from base 91 to 558 and encodes 155 amino acids. Lineage: Eukaryota; Metazoa; Chordata; Lepidosauria; Squamata; Gekkonidae. The transcript is spliced from 5 exons. Gene Ontology annotation, cellular component: nucleus. The record is from RefSeq and is a predicted model, not a curated record.
UCUUUCACGUACAGAGUUGGGCUGAGAGGACGGAGCAAGGCUUCGGCGCAUGCUCGAAAUUCGCCAGCAAGGAGGAGUUGGUGGGGGAAAAUGGCGGACGGCAAAGCAGAGGAUGUGAAGCUGAAGCGACCGCGACUUGACGGAGGACCUGAAGAAGAGGCAGAAAAACCUGUGAAAACUAAGACUGUUUCUUCCAGUAAUGGAGGGGAAAGUUCGAGUCGCAGCGUGGAGAAACGGGCAGCUGAUGAAGAAACUGAAGACUUCACCACAAAGCCUGCUCCUGCCAAAAUGUCCAAGUUUGGGUUUGCCAUAGGCACACAGAUUGCAAAGAAACCACCUGCAAUAUCCAUCAAACUUGGAGCAAAUAAACCUAAAGAGCCUACUACAACCCUUGCUCCAAAAACCCUUUCUGUAGCAGCAAUCUUCAAUGAAGAUGAAGAUAGUGAGCCUGAAGAGAUGCCUCCAGAAGCAAAAAUGCGAAUGAAGAACAUUGGAAGGGAUACUCCUUUUUUUAGCAGGACCAAAUUCUUUCAACAAAGGCAAGCAUGGAUUUUCUGACAACCAGAAACUAUGGGAACGGAACAUAAAAAGUCACCUUGGAAAUGUUCGUGAACAAGAUGAAUAAGUUGUGUAUUGAAAUUUGGAUGUUGGGGAAAUGGGAGGGUGUGACAUAAAGGAACAAUUUCCUUUUUUAGAGCGGUAUAAGGCUAUUUUGGGUACCACUUUUAAAGUUUCUAGUGGUGCACAAAAAACUACGUUUAAAAGUAGAGGUAAUUUAUGUUUUGUAUACAGAUUUCAAAGCAUUUGCUAAUUUUGUAGCUCCAUGCAAUUAAUUUCACAAGGUUAUGGAAAAUAAAGUCAUUGGAAGUGGUACCUUUUUAAGAAUUUUCUUUUACAACUAUUCUUACAUGAAGACAGGCAAAAGGUUACUGUCUCUUGAAUCAGUUUAAGUUAUAUACUACUGCACUGAGAUGUCCAGCAGCAACUCCUCUGUAAUGAGUGACCUGCUUGUUUCCCUCAGGCUACAUAGAGGGGGAACAUGAUGCAGUAGACCAAGUCUUGCCAGGCUGUUUAUCAUUCUAGACUGCAUACAAACCUGAAAACUAGGCUAUAGCUAUAGUCAUUUAGUUAAACCUCCCGCAAACUUGGACUUCUGGCUGUGGUAGCUUAGCUCUAUAAUCUCAUUUUGAAACUUGUGUAAUCUCUCUGUGGCCUGUUUCACUCUUAGAAAUGGGUCUUGCGUAUGUAUAAUGAAGAUUCACAACAAAGGUUAACCAGUAUUUUUAUGUCCCCUUAAUCAUGAGUCUUGACCAGUGCUUGUUAAUGUUUCUUUGUCAGUUCAAGACAAAUUAAUGCAAUGAUUAUCAACAUAAAAAGACAUUACCAAAAGUAUGGCUUUGUAGUUUAUCAUGUUAUCUUAGUUUGGUUUCAGUAUUUUCCGCAGUUCUUUAAGGGGAAUAGAAGCUACAUACUUAAGUAAACGAAUAACCAGUUAUUGAAGUGCAGAUUUAGCAAUGUGUGGUCAUAUUUUUAUGACAUAAAAUUCUACUUUGGACUCAAAGAAUUUUAUUUUUAAUUAAGACACUAUCACACUAAAAUACAACCUUUUAUGCCACUUUAAUUCUAAUUCCAGUAAUUGCUUUUUAGUAUUAAAUUUAACCUUUCACUUUAUCUCUGGCUGAUUACAUCUAGUUUGGCUGGAUCAGUGGUAGGCCAUCUUUUUUUUUCUUAGUGGUUUUAUGAAAGAGGUUGUAAUAUUACUUCCAUCUUAGUCCUGAUCCUGCCUACAAACUUAAACUACAUUUAAGAACUUGUUUAAGCAGAACUGAAUUAUUUUAGGUAGUAUCAGCAGUCACUACUGACAGGUCUCGUGGAAACAAGCACUUCCAAAAUUACUUAAUAGUGUGGACCUGAAUUAUCUAGUAGUAUGUGGCAAAAUUGGGUCCUGCUAGACUGGAUAUCAGAAACUUAUUCCAGUUCACCUGCCAUCUUUUAAGUCAACCCAUUGUAUACAAAUGGAGGGUAGCUGGUGGAACAAAACGUCAUCCGAGUUUUGUUUGUCGUCUUUUUUUUUUUUUUGCAUUUUUA